GAGAUUUUCCGCAAUUCUUCGACAAGCAGGAUUACAUAAACCUCAUUUGCGUUAUCUGAGGCGGUAAUGUGAUGGAAGCCUACAGUUGACGGGCAUUUGUUAUUCACUCAAUUUAAACAUCAUUUCAGUAUUUCCCAGUGGAGAAUUGACGCUGGAAAGUCUCAACACAUUGGUCGAGGUAAAUCUUUUGUUGCCGCCUACUUUCAGGGGUCUGAAAAAUAAGACGGCGAGCCGAUGGCGAUAAGCUUUCACUAAUUCACGCACCAAUAGCCUUACUGUGCUCCUUCACAUAAAACGGUAGAGUGUCAGAGAGCAUCAUCAAUGAGAUAGAUACCCGAGGAAAAUGAGCAAGUUGUCCUUGCAGCCGGCCAAUUUUGAGGAGUGCCUCAUCAGUCAGGGGGACGCCCCUUACACGGUUCCCGCGGAACUUUUCUGCAAUGUCACCUGGGAUUCUGUCCUGUGUUGGCCACCCACUUUGAUUGGGUCAGAGACUAAAUUGCCAUGUCCCAAGUAUCUCGGACUUCCAUCAAAUAGAUUUGCGACCAAAUCAUGUGGAAGGAACGGAAAAUGGAUCGGAAAGCAUCCUGGUACCGAAUUUUUUCCAAAUAAUUUUUAUCCGGGUUGGACCAAUUACUCAGAAUGCACGGGGCUCAAGUAUGACAUCCCUGCUCCCGCCCCGACCAACAGAACGGCGGACUCAAACUUCAAUGCCUCCGAGCCGUCUUCGAUCAGUGUCGGAAUACUUCCUUUCCAUAGUGAGGGCGUGGACAUUCUUUCCACCCUGUUACUAAUUUUAUCCCUCACCAUGAUCCUGGCUUCUGUUAUCAUUACUUUCUGCACACGUGGACCUGUUCCCACCCGUAAGAAGCUUUACAGGAACUGUUUCGCGGCCUUUCUGGUCCACGAUUCUCUGGAGCUUGUCAUCAGAAUGGGCCGCAUUGUCCAGUCGGAAGACGUGGUCAAUGACGUCGAGACGUGCGUUUCUAUCGGAGUCCUGGUAACUCUGUCGUCAUCAGCGAUAUACACCUGGAUGACCAUAAUAUCCGUGUAUUUUACACUGACCAAAAGCGGAAUCGCCAUCGAGAACAAAAUGUACUAUGUGCUGUGUCUGUUGGGGUGGUUCAUCCCCACCGUCAUUACCAUCAUCUGGCUCAGUGUCACCGUACUCUCCGGGAACCUCAAAUGUAUUAAUGGCGAAUUGGAGUUUACCAAACCAGAAUCUGGCUUUUGGAUCAUUGAGGGAAUUAAUGUGUUCUUAAUCUCGCUGUCUUGGCUCUUGUUAAUUUUAUUUUUGUGGAAAUACAAACACCGCGAAACCCAUCGCCGAUACGCUGAAAAUAAAAGUUUGAUUAUAGAACUUGUGCACGUAAGACAAAGUGCCUACAAAAUGUUGAUUGUGCUUUGCUAUAUAACAUCCGGGUACAUUAUCUACGUCAUCACAGCGCAACAGCCGUUGACAGAGACGACGUCGUAUAUUUUGGUGGUGAUUUUAUUUUCGCGCGGAGUAAUGCUCUCGGUGUUCAUGUGUUUGCUGGAGGACAGUUGUAAAUGUUGGGACGGUGUUUAUUCAGUGGAUAACAUCACGGAGAGUGAAGCAAGUCUGGCUCCGAGCAACACAAGCACCAUGACGACUCCAAGCUCUGUCAACAUCCACAGAAUCUCGCGAUAUACGGGCACCUGCUGAGAGUCUUUGCCGUGUUUUUGGGCAUGUUGAACAUUGGUGCUAUUAUUCGGCGCAACAAAACGCCAAACUGUUUAUAUGAAACUGAUAUGAAGCGUAAUUUUCUUAUUAGAACUUCUGUGACGAUUGAAGCGAGUCUCUAUCACUCGUGGUGAAGACUUGGUUUUUAAUUUAUGAGUGAAUGAUUGUAAAUAAUAAUGUGAUAAAUAUUUUAUGUACUUCUAAAGUGCUUCCUGAUUAAACAGUUUCGACGCUUA
Magallana angulata is the source of this 1938-nucleotide messenger RNA. Its product is annotated as PDF receptor-like. Gene Ontology annotation, cellular component: plasma membrane. Gene Ontology annotation, biological process: adenylate cyclase-modulating G protein-coupled receptor signaling pathway; cell surface receptor signaling pathway. Bases 344 to 1684 code for a protein of 446 amino acids. The record is from RefSeq and is a predicted model, not a curated record. Gene Ontology annotation, molecular function: G protein-coupled peptide receptor activity. The transcript has a single exon. NCBI's taxonomy places the organism in Eukaryota, Metazoa, Mollusca, Bivalvia, Ostreida, Ostreidae.